Molecule: messenger RNA, 1863 nt
Organism: Penicillium verrucosum
Lineage: Eukaryota; Fungi; Ascomycota; Eurotiomycetes; Eurotiales; Aspergillaceae
Exons: 5
Coding region: 1-1863 (620 amino acids)
Biological process (GO): regulation of transcription by RNA polymerase II; DNA-templated transcription
Cellular component (GO): chromatin
Molecular function (GO): zinc ion binding; RNA polymerase II cis-regulatory region sequence-specific DNA binding; DNA-binding transcription factor activity, RNA polymerase II-specific
Source: RefSeq, a predicted model, not a curated record
AUGUUCCAAUGUACACUAUGCGAAAAGGCUUACCAAAGGAAAACUCAUUUAAUUCGCCAUGAAGCGACUCAUACACAGCAGCUCUCUUCCAGCUGCCCUUUGUGCAGCAAAUCAUUUCUAAAGCCUGAGGUUACUCGAAGACAUAUCAAAACCUGUGCAAAAAAGUUCAACCAACCUCCACCUCCUGCAGCCAAACCAGGCAGGAAAAGGCAGUCGUGUGAGCUAUGUUUCUUUGCCAAAGCAUCCUGCGACAGGAAUCUACCAUGCUCUCGCUGUCGCUCUCUUGGACGACAAUGCACUUUCGUGGGCCAAGAGACGCCUUCCCGAGAUUCCAGUUGCUCUGCGGUAGCCUCGGUCUCGCCUUCUAUAACCACAUCCCGAGUCACCCCGACAGACAGCGGAUCAUUUUCUUUUCUCCGACAUUUUGCCAAUCCAUCUUUCCAAAAGGACAGGCUGGCGAUCGGGGAGACGGCGAAGUGUUCUGUACGAAGGAACCUUGAAACACUCAAUUCCCAUAUUGAAGAUGCCCUCGUUCCCACUGAUCCUAUUUCGACUUUUGGUGGCGACUUCCAACUCACAAAUUUCCCUUUCCAAAUACCUUCGACUCUGCCCUCAUUUACAGAUGAUUAUCUACUUCAGUUCACCCCUGAUACGCUCUUCCCUUCAAAGCUUUCCAGCCAACUAUCCGAGAUUAUGACGGAAUUGGUCGACACUUCAAAGUCAAUGGGUCUGGGAAGCACAGGAACGCUAAAUGCUCUUGAUUUUAUGGAACUUUCUACUUUGUUGGGAGUUUCCAAUAUUUCGGCUUCUAUCUCUGCGUUCUUCCAUUCUCUUCACUGGCAUUUACCCGUAGUGCAUUUUCCAACAUUCGACCCAGGAAACAUCUCCAAUUCUCUUUUACUCUCAAUAUUUUUAUCGGGUGCCACAUAUACGAUUCCAUUAGAUGGAGGAGCCCUGCCAUCCGGUCUCUUCGAUGUCGCGGAGGAGUAUAUAUUUCGAAAGAUUGCUGACCUAUCAACACGCGCUUCACUGAAAGAUCCGUCCCACCUAUUAUCAACUGUACAGCUACUACAGAGUGCUCUUAUUAUUGAGAUGCUUCAAUUUGGACAAGACAAUAUGCAAACACGACGUCGCAUUCGCAUCGUCCGACAUCCAUGUCUGGUAUCAACCAUCCGAUCCCUGGGGAUUUUCCAGGUCAAGCGAGGAACCGCUCCCACCGUUUGUGAUGAUAGAACUUGGAGAAAUUUAGUGGCAGAGGAAGUGUGUAUACGAAUCGCUUGUUGGGUCUUCCUGGCGGAUGGAUUCCUCACGGUCUGCUUCAAAAACAACCCAUCAAUAUCGGUGUUUGAAAUGGACUGUCAUUUCCCUUGGAGUGCCGGGUUAUGGGAAGCCGAAAACGCCUCUUCAUUCAGCAGAAUUGCCAUGUCGCACUCAACAGAGCUCCCACUUCCUCCCCUGAAAGAUGUGGUCACGCAGUUACUAGAAACUCCUACAAGUAAAGACCCAAUACCAUGGGGUCUUUCAGUAUCAGUGGAGCAUCUCCUGAUUCUGAUCUAUGCCAUUAACUCGCUCGCAUUCCAAGCAAGAGCCGGCUUAGUAAGAUAUCUAUCGCUCGAUAGAAUACGCUGUGCGUCUGGUAAUUGGAGGCGCAUCUGGGAUUCUGUUAUUGGUCUCCUGGAUAAGGAUCAAUUCCUUCACCUUGGAUAUCCGAAACACGCUCAGGAGCUUUGGUGGUUGUUGAAUGCCACACUGAAUGCUACUGGUAAAUCUGAUGUCAGCCUUCGGUAUAUGGAUAACACUGCUACAGAUGACUUGGGGAAUUUGAAUGAAUUCAUUCAAUGGUGUCAUCAAAGUGCCCCAUAG